ACUACAAGUUCCAGCAUGCACCGCUCCCGCGCAGGUCGUACUACCGCAAGAGCCAAGGGCGAGUCAGCCCAGAGGCACCGGCCGGAAGUGUCGUCUUCACCACGUAGCACCCUCUGCGCAUGUGCACACGCCGCUGGGGCCGUCCUAGCUGCCUUCGCAGCCGCCGCCGGGCAACUCUAUGGUCUCUCCCUAGGGCUUCUCGGUUGGGGGCAGCUGCUGCGGACCUGUGGGUUGGCCGGCCCGAGUGGCAGCGACAUGGAGGAAUUCGAUUCUGAAGACUUCUCCUCCUCUGAAGAGGACGAGGACUACGUGCCAUCGGGUGGAGAGUAUAGUGAAGAUGAUGUAAAUGAAUUAGUGAAGGAAGAUGAAGUGGAUGAUGAAGAGCAGACACAGAAAACCAAAGGGAAAAAGAGAAAGGCUCAAAGCAUUCCUGCCAGGAAGAGAAAACAAGGUGGCCUCUUGUUAGAAGAGGAGGAGGAGGCCAAGAAGGAGUCUGAAGGAAGCAGCAGUGAGGAGGAAGAUGAAGCUACAGAACAGGAAAAAGGCCUUGGGUCAGAGUAUGCAAGGAAAAAGAAGGAGGAUGAACUCUGGGCCAGCUUCCUCAACGACGUGGGACCAAAAUCAAAGGCGCCCCCAAGUACGCUCGUUAAGAAAGGAGAGGAGACUGAAGAGACGAGUUCAAGUAACUCAUUGGUCGAAGUAGAAGAGCUAGAGAAACCUAAAGAAACAGAAAAAGUUAAAAUCACCAAGGUGUUUGAUUUUGCCGGUGAAGAAGUAAGGGUAACUAAGGAAGUGGAUGCUACAUCUAAAGAAGCCAAAUCCUUCUUCAAGCAAAAUGAGAAAGAAAAACCACAGGCUAAUGUCCCCUCAGCUCUGCCAUCGCUCCCUGCCGGCUCAGGAUUAAAAAGACCGAGUGGCAUGAGCAGCCUUUUGGGGAAAAUUGGAGCCAAGAAGCAGAAAAUGAGCACCCUAGAGAAAUCCAAAUUGGACUGGGAGAGCUUCAAGGAGGAAGAGGGGAUCGGUGAAGAAUUGGCCAUCCAUAAUCGAGGGAAAGAGGGGUACAUUGAACGGAAAGCUUUCCUAGACCGAGUGGAUCACAGGCAGUUUGAAAUCGAGCGAGAUCUCAGGUUGAGCAAAAUGAAGCCUUGAUGUUACGGGGAAAUCGACUGCAGCUUAAUCCUGUUUACAAUGUGAGCUUUUGUACGUCUGUGAAAUGUCCCGUGUUUCUUUCUCAUGAGCUGUUUCCCAGCAAGGUCUUCUUUUCUAUACUGAAGUUUUGUCUAGUGUCUUGAUCUCACAUGGUUUUGUCCAUUUUACUUUUGUUGGUUCUUAAAUAAAUAAAUAAAAUAAAA
This is a messenger RNA of Tupaia belangeri chinensis (Chinese tree shrew), 1352 nucleotides long. It is a transcript of the gene CFDP1, whose product is annotated as chromatin remodeling protein CFDP1. Gene Ontology annotation, cellular component: Swr1 complex. The record is from RefSeq and is a predicted model, not a curated record. Lineage: Eukaryota; Metazoa; Chordata; Mammalia; Scandentia; Tupaiidae. The coding region runs from base 16 to 1149 and encodes 377 amino acids. The transcript is spliced from 8 exons.